AUGCUAAUCGGAUCUGGAGCUACUUUAUCGUUGCUUUCUAUCGGCCUAAUCAAUUUGUCGCGAGAUAAAUGUGAUUUGGUUUUACAAAAAACGCAGUCAGGUUGGGUGGUUGCCGGAGGUUUGAAUAACGAAGAGGGGAACUCUGUACUGACGUGUAAUUUGGCUAAUUUAUCCGAGCAAUUGGCCAAGUUUUGGGUGACCGAAAACGCGAAUAUGAAAUCUUCAAAGACGUCAGAAGAAUCGCUGUGCGAGGUGUAUUAUGUGGAAAAUACCGUGCGUGACGCGAACGGCCGUUACGUGGUGCGUUUGCCUUUCCGAAAUAGCGAUCUCGAUCUCAGUAACUCACGCUCUCAAGCUCUUAGACGUUUCCAUUUCGUGCGAAGAAGAUUAGAGUCAAAUCCUGAUUUAAAAUCUGAGUAUCAUAAAGUUAUUCAGGAACAUAUUGAUAUGGGGCACAUGUCUUUGGUUCGUAACGAAACAGCUAACGGCUAUUACAUGCCUCAUCAUGCUGUAAUUAAAGCCUCUAGUGCUACCACCAAGGUACGAGGGGUAUUUGACGCAUCAGCUAAGAUGGACAAAGGCAUUUCAUUGAAUGACACUUUGAUGGUCGAUCCGACUAUACAACCUUCUCUUUUCGAACAACUGAUGAGAUUUCGCUCGCACGUUUAUGUGUUAACGGCCGACAUCGAGAAGAUGUAUCGGCAAGUAUUGGUUCAUCCUGAAGACCGUCAAUAG
This is a messenger RNA of Osmia lignaria (orchard mason bee), 735 nucleotides long. RefSeq lists its product as uncharacterized. The record is from RefSeq and is a predicted model, not a curated record. Lineage: Eukaryota; Metazoa; Arthropoda; Insecta; Hymenoptera; Megachilidae.